UUAGAUUGAAGAUCUGCAGGAUCAGAACUAAACGAGAACGGAGCAGAACCAGGACUGGAGAUGGACCGGGAUCAGAACCAGGACUCGGAGAUGGACCGGGAUCAGAACCAGGACUCGGAGAUGGACCGGGAUCAGAACCAGGACUCGGAGAUGGACCGGGAUCAGAACCAGGACUCGGAGAUGGACCGGGAUCAGAACCAGGACUCGGAGAUGGACCGGGAUCAGAACCAGGACUCGGAGAUGGACCGGGAUCAGAACCAGGACCAGGAGUCCAGCAUCAGGACCAAAGCGGGAUCUUCCUCUGCUGGUCUGCAGAAACAUAAAGGCAAAGAGAGACCCACAAGUUAUCGUUGUGAUCACUGCAAGAAAGUCCUCACCACUUCAUCAGGUCUGAGAACACAUAAGAUGAUUCACACUGGAGAUAAACCGUUCACUUGUGAUCAGUGUGGAGCAGCUUUUACCCAACAAGGUAGUCUAAUGACUCACCAACGUAUUCACACUGGAGAUAAACCGUUCACUUGUGAUCAGUGUGGAGCAGCUUUUACCAGACGAGAUAGUCUAAAGAUUCACCAACGUAUUCACACUGGAGAUAAAUCGUUCACUUGUGAUCAGUGUGGAGCAGCUUUUACCACUAAAAGUUAUCUAAAGAUUCACCAACGUAUUCACACUGGAGAUAAACCGUUCACUUGUGAUCAGUGUGGAGCAGCUUUUACCAGACGAGAUAGUCUAAAGAUUCACCAACGUAUUCACACUGGAGAUAAACCGUUCACUUGUGAUCAGUGUGGAGCAGCUUUUACCACAUCAAGUUAUCUAAAUAUUCACCAACGUAUUCACACUGGAGAUAAACCGUUCACUUGUGAUCAGUGUGGAGCAGCUUUUACCCAACAAGGUAAUCUCAGGACUCACAAACGUAUUCACACUGGAGAAAAACCGUUCACUUGUGAUCAGUGUGGAACAGCUUUUACUGAGUCAGGUGGUUUAAGCACUCACCAACGUAUUCACACUGGAGAUAAACCGUUCAGAUGUGAACAGUGUGGAGCAGCUUUUACCACAUCAGGUAGUCUAAUGACUCACCAACGUAUUCACACUGGAGAUAAACCGUUCAGAUGUGAACAGUGUGGAGCAGCUUUUACCACAUCAGGUAGUCUAAAGACUCACCAACGUAUUCACACUGGAGAUAAACCGUUCACUUGUGAUCAGUGUGGAGCAGCUUUUACCCAACAAGGUAAUCUCAGGACUCACAAACGUAUUCACACUGGAGAUAAACCGUUCAGAUGUGAUCAGUGUGGAGCAGCUUUUACUGAGUCAGGUGGUUUAAGCACUCACCAACGUAUUCACACUGGAGAUAAACCGUUCAGAUGUGAACAGUGUGGAGCAGCUUUUACCCAACAAGGUAAUUUAAGGACUCACCAACGUAUUCACACUGGAAUUAAACCGUUCAGAUGUGAACAGCGUGGAGCAGCUUUUACCACAUCACGUCAGCUAAAGAGACAUCAACAUACUCACACGAGUGAUAAACUCUAAAGAUGUGAUCAGUAUGAAGUGUGGAAUUGCAAAAAAAACCUCAGCACAAAAAGCAAAAUAAUCAGACAUCAUUCCAAAACUUGAAAGACUAUCAUAUGAUGCCCCCUGGACACCUCCUGGGAAGGUGUUCCUGGCAUGUCCCACCAGGAGAAGAUCCAGGACACACCGGAGGGAAUGUCUUUGGGCUGACCUGGGAACGUCUCUCGAUCCCUCCAGAAGAGCUGGAGGAAAUGUGUGGGGUGAGGGAAGUCUGGACAUCUCUGCUCAGACUGCUGCCCCCGCUAAGCAGUCCCACAUCAAGUGGAUGGAAAUGGAUAGAUGGACAAAAUCCAUAUAUCUGCAAAAAGCACAUAUUUAUUGUUACACCAUUCUGAGAUACAGAAUGUAAUCUAACUAUAGUAUGAACUAUUCCACAAAUACUGCAUUAGCGCAUCUCUAACAUCUCUGCCUUCCUCCUCUCCACCCCGAGCCACUGCCACCACUGGCUGAAGUGGUGCUGCUGCAGGUACAUCCUAUGAUGUUUCAUAAGUCUUUCCAUGACUUUCACACAGAUUAUGCAGUGGACAGGAAGUCAUCACCAUUCAUUUCACCAGUCGGACAUCACAGAAGGCAACCUGCUGAAUUAAUCUUCCACAACCACUCGUGCUCGGUUGACUUUGUGCUUAAACGCAGACUGUUCUGCUGUCAGUCGUCCAGUGUCAUGGAAUGGUUUCAAGAGCCAGUCCCGCAAAGGAUAAGUAGAGUCUCCAAGAAGGAAAUACCCAGCAGUCACUGCAUGUUCCAGAUUUGAGCUAGGAAGAUGUUCCUCCGACUGGCUAGCUCCUGUGUAUGUAUUAUAUAUGUAAUCAACUAUUUGUCAUUGAGAACUGAACUUUCAGGAUCGAUUCCUCGAAUGCUUUGCUAAAUUUGCCCCUUUUAACAUUUCUUGAUAUUUUGAUGUUAAAUCCACUGUUUUUGGCAAUUUCUGUACAUUUAAUAAAUUUCA
Cololabis saira (Pacific saury) is the source of this 2509-nucleotide messenger RNA. Its product is annotated as zinc finger protein OZF-like. The record is from RefSeq and is a predicted model, not a curated record. Gene Ontology annotation, biological process: regulation of transcription by RNA polymerase II; central nervous system development. The transcript has 2 exons. Gene Ontology annotation, molecular function: DNA-binding transcription factor activity, RNA polymerase II-specific; RNA polymerase II cis-regulatory region sequence-specific DNA binding. Gene Ontology annotation, cellular component: nucleus. NCBI's taxonomy places the organism in Eukaryota, Metazoa, Chordata, Actinopteri, Beloniformes, Belonidae. The coding region runs from base 61 to 1524 and encodes 487 amino acids.